Molecule: messenger RNA, 2252 nt
Organism: Cryptomeria japonica (Japanese cedar)
Lineage: Eukaryota; Viridiplantae; Streptophyta; Pinopsida; Cupressales; Cupressaceae
Product: F-box only protein 6
Exons: 1
Coding region: 743-1996 (417 amino acids)
Molecular function (GO): protein binding
Source: RefSeq, a predicted model, not a curated record
AACCUUAUCUAGAAGUCCCCGUUGAAUUUCAUAGUCAAUAAUUGGGCCAUGUAAUAUUAUGCCAAAUUGAUGAUGUUGGACCAUCCCCAACAUUGCAGAGAUAAGGCCUUCCAUGAGCAUCGAAUGAAUGAAUGGAGGAUAUUAUUUAAAUAGUGUGAAGUUACUUGGAAGUCCUUUCAUCCCAAAAAGAUCUGUGCGAGUCAUCAAAUAUUUUUAUCUUCACAUAUUUUAAAGAUUAUGGGUGUCUGGUUUGGUUAAAUACAGAAGAUUGUUUCUGUGGGUAUUCAUGUUUAGAGAAGAAGAAAAUAUUUGUUUAUUUGGGUACUUUGUUUCAGACUAUUUCCAAGAUCCUUCAUGUGGGUGUUUGGUUUUAGAGUAUAUGACAAGAUUUGGUGAGAGGGAGUCUUGUUUUAAAUAGAAUCCCUGUGAUUUGAAUUGAUUUGAUUUCAGAUUGCAGGUAGUGGGUCUAGAUAGGUGCAAAAUUGUGUUAAUACCACUCUGUAACUUUGUGAACUUGAAUCCAUACCGAAAAAUCUACCACAAACUUUUUGGAAAGGCGCUUGAAUUUUUUGGGUUUAUUGUGGCAAUGUCCCGGGAAGUCUUAAGAUCGUGUGAGAUUUGAGUUAGAAUUAAUCAAUUUGUAAGUGGAAAUCCACGCUAGAAGACUGAAUUGGGUCUGGGUCAGGCACUCACAACUUUUUUAUUCAUUGGGUUUCAUUUUCUGUUUCAUUUAUAGCUAGAAAUGGAGUUGCAGAGUUGUAUUGCAAUCAGAUCAGGACCAGGGCUAGCAAAAAACAUCAACAUUGAAUUUCAGCACAAAAAUUCGGUAAAAAUGGACCUGAAACUGGAAUUCCAGGGCUCCAGCUUAGGUCCCUCAUUGGAUUCAUCAGUGUGGGGAGAGCUUCCUGAGGAUUUAACAUUGAAUCUGCUCGCCCAUCUGCCCCUGCAAAGCCUUGUUCGUUUUCACACAGUCUCCAAGAAAUGGAGCAGCAUGUUGUCUAGCCCUUACUUUAUGAGCUUGUGGAAUGAUGCACGUUGGCAUCAGCCAUGGCUGCUUAUGUGUACACCCAAACCAGAGAUCCCCUGCCUUAUGUAUUCCUUUGCCACCAAUACAUGGCAGAACCUGUCUCUGUCUUUUCUACCAGAGGCCAAGUAUGGCAUAAAUUGCAAUGGCUCUGCCCGGGGUUUGCUGUUAGUGGAAGUCCCUAAUUUUUCUUUUUCUCUUAAUUCUGCAUCGCUCUAUGUAUGUAAUCCUCUGACAAAAUCAUGUACAGAAAUCCCCAUCGAUACUUCUAUCACUGCUGUUAUGGCAAAGGGCAUGACAGAGUCUGAAAAUGGGGGGUACUCUGUUUUGGCUUUGGGGAAAACCAGGGAAAAUUUAUGUGUUGUAGAGGUAUAUGAGUCCUCUAAAAAGUCAUGGAGGAUUGCAGGGAGUCUUCCUGAUGAGUUUUGCAUUAAGAAUCAGGACAUGGUUUUCUCCGGUGGUUUUCUGUUUUGUCUUACAGUGAAGCCCUGUGGGGUCCUGGUUUUUGAUAUCCAACAUGGAUUUUGUAGUAUAGUGGCAAUGCCUGUACAUGGGGAUGUUGUGAAGGGUGUGAGGCCUAAGAUAGUGGCCUGUGGAUCUAAGGUCUUUCUGGUGGAAGGCAUUGAGAAAGAGUAUACUGUAAAGAGUAUCAUCAUAUCUGAAAUUCAGAUGGAUGGGAAUCUCACAUCAACAGAAGCAACAAUGAGAACAGCAGCAGCAACAACAACAUCAACAUGGAAGGAGACUGCAAGAAUGCCAGAGGUGUUGCUUAUGGACUUCUUCAAGACGUCUUGUUCAAUAUGGUUUGAGUGUGUUGGAGUUGGAGAUUGUUUAUGUUUCAGAGCCCAUGGAAGUGUAGGAGUAGUUGUUUAUAAUGUCAAAAAAUCCACUUGGACUUGGCUUCCAAAGUGUGAUAACAGAUACAAAGAUCAUAAGCAUAUGUUUAUGAGGAGCUUGGCCUUUCAACCAUAGAGUCACUGAUCUGUGGGUACAGAGAAAAUUUUUGGUUUUUUCUUUUGGCUUCUUAAAUUUACUUUGAUGGUCAGCCUAUUAGUUAAACACAAAUCUACAAUCCUAAAGCAAUUUUAGGUUUUGGUAUGGUUAGCAAACAUUGUAACCCCUUUUAAGUGAGCUACUCUUGCAAUCUUAUUAUCAGUUGUUUCUGAUGGAUCACUGAGGGUGAUCUUACAUACAGAGUCUUUAUAAAACUUUACAGUUUACAGUUCAA